Messenger RNA from Heteronotia binoei (common prickly gecko), 2819 nucleotides. RefSeq names its product proline rich 5 (gene PRR5). The record is from RefSeq and is a predicted model, not a curated record. Gene Ontology annotation, cellular component: TORC2 complex. The transcript is spliced from 9 exons. NCBI's taxonomy places the organism in Eukaryota, Metazoa, Chordata, Lepidosauria, Squamata, Gekkonidae. Gene Ontology annotation, biological process: TORC2 signaling. Bases 280 to 1524 code for a protein of 414 amino acids.
ACCUUGUUAUAUCUUCUCUUGCAGAAUUGCCUCUUCAUACAUUCGUUAAUUUUCUCCAGACCCUCAGCAUUCUCUGGUUGUUACAUUGAGAUGUAAGAAAAUACCUGCUGUUUCCAGAAGUUCCUACUUAGACCUGUUCUUUGAGCCACUGAGCAGUUUCAUUUUUGAACAGCAAACGGAGAACUGCUCGCAUUGGUGCUGCUGCUCCAGCUGCGUGUGUGUGUGUUGUAAAAAGGAUGGUGUUUCUCUAGCUGCCGCGCACAAACAACACAUUUGACCAUGAGGACUCUUCGCAGGUUGAAGUUCAUGAGUUCGCCCAGCCUCAGUGAUCUGGGCAAGAGAGAGCAGGCAGCCUUGGAUGAGCGGGGAACCCAGCAGCGACGGGCCUGCUCCAACGCCACCUGGAACAGUAUCCACAAUGGAGUAAUAGCUGUUUUCCAGAGAAAAGGUCUUCCAGAGCAUGAGCUUUACAAUCUCAAUGAUGGAGUCCGGCAGCUGCUGAAAACUGAGUUGGGAUCCUUUUUUACAGAAUAUUUACAGAACCAGCUUCUUACAAAAGGCAUGGUCAUCCUGAGGGACAAGAUCCGAUUUUAUGAAGGACAGAAACUUUUGGAUACCUUGGCUGAAACUUGGGAUUUCUUUUUUAGUGAUGUCCUGCCCAUGCUUCAGGCCAUAUUCUAUCCUGUGCAGGGGAAAGAGCCCUCUGUCCGCCAACUAGCUCUUUUGCACUUCAGGAAUAUUAUAACCCUCAAUAUCAAACUGGAAGAUGCUCUGUCCCGUUCCCGAGCAAGAGUUCCUCCUUCCAUUAUUCAGAUGCUGCUUAUCCUUCAGGGUGUCCAUGAAUCAAAAGGAGUGACCGAAGACUACUUGAAACUGGAAUCUCUGAUACAGAAGGUUGUUUCUCCUUACUUGGGCACCUACGGCUUGUACUCAAACGAGGGGCCCAUCACUCACUCUUCUUGUUUUUUAGAAAAACGAUUCUUCCGGCGCUCUAAAUCAGGAGACAUCCCUGCCAAGAACCCCGUGGUGCGAUCCAAAAGUUACAACAACCCCCUGCUGACUCCCGUAGCUGAGUAUGAAACGGAGGGUGCAGCCCCCAACAGCUCCGGCAUCCGAAGGCAUUCCGUCUCCGAGAUGACUCUGUGCAUGGAGAUGGAGGACUACUCCAAUCUAACGACUAUCAUGGACAGUGGCUCCAAGAACUCAAUGGCUACCACCAAAAACUCACAUUCGGGAGAGCCAGAAAGGCUUUCUGCUGGUUCUAUGCAGUGCACUAGCCACCUCAAGGCACCGGAGCCACCAAAAGGACUCUUGUACCCAGGGGAUGGCCAGAGCAGGGCAUUUGAGCUGUCCAGAGAACAAGACUUAAUGGCCAUAGCCCCUACAGCCAGCCCUGAGAAUAUAGUGGACCAGAUUUUGGAGUCAAUAGAGUCAGAUUCUGAUGGGAUUUUCAUGGAGUUUGGCCAAAGUUGCUCCAGUUCAUCAGAGUACAACAUGGAUGUGAACAGACAGAGUGUUCUCUGAAGGACUCUGCAUGAGAAUCUUGGUUCAUGCUUAAGGACACAGCUUUGGGAUUCAGUAAAACCUGUCUGGUUGUGAUCUUGCAAGGGAGUCUUCUGAAAUACCUGAAUAAUCAGAAAUUGAGGGAGGGAAUGCCCUUCUGAUCAGAGUCAUAUGAGGGUGAUAGAUCUAGAUAAUGGUUGGUACCACUUAACCAUAAGUGUCAGACCAUGUUCCUGGCCAGGUGCCUUCAGCUGCAAACUGGGCCCCACUGCACAGGAAAGUGGCAUUUGCGACAGACCUGGCUGGAGGAUGAGGGCCCACAGCAUAACAUCAGACCUGUUCUCCUGCCUCUCACUGCUGUGCUACCCGACCACUUGCCCAGCAGGCCAAAGGCAAAGGGGGUUGCCCAGUAAACUGGUGUGUUUCCACCUCUGGACGUGAGUGACUGACCAUCAUUGUUCUUUCUUAGGUUCAUUCAUUACUCAUCGGGUGUGGACAUUGCUUCUGCAUGGUGGUGGGGGGGGGGGGGGGAGGUGCUGUGCUGCACCAGUGAUCUCCAUAAACAGGAGCCCGGGAACUUGCAGAUGUUAUGGUUCUUUCCUGUAGGAGUGUUGCUGGCUCCCUGGCACAAGUGACAUUGCUGUGGAUUAUGACUGCAUCACUGGCCCGGGCACUGUGAUCAGAUGGUGUAAUGUGGCGUCCAAACAGCAGAAAGGGAUUCCAACCCCUUGCCGGAAACACUUGAAUUUGGGUUUUAAGAUGUACCUGUGCAGAAGUUUCCCAUGUGGGGCUUUAGCAAAAAAACCCCCAAAAUGCAGCUGGCUGUGUGAACUCACCCUUCUGAGAACCAGUCUCGGUCUAGCUAAAGUUAGUCACGGCGAAGUCCCUUUGAUAUUGUUGGGUGAAGUGAGUGACCGUGGCUGGAAGCCUCGGUGCUUUUAAGGAGGUCUGACCGCACUUAAGCUGCUGUGUUCCAGGCAAGGUGAGAUGGAAGUUCUCCCUGUCACAGUUCAUUCAUGCUUGCAAUUCAUCACUUGGUAUGGCCGUCAUACUCUGAGGAACUUGCAUAUGUGAACCAGCCCCAGACAAAUGUGUCCUUCAACUCAUUACUGGUUUCAUCCACUCCUGAGUGGGAAGCAGCCGCCUACAUUGUGGAAGAUGUAUUGCUCACUACACAACGAUGUCUCUUGAGGGGCCAGAGUCUCCUUCAUUUUUUAUCAGUUUUACAAAAGCAGUUGUAAACAUUUCUUUAGGGUUCAAAAGCAAGAAAAGCUCCCCCCCCUCCUUCAAGUAAAACAAACCUGUGACUACCAACA